AUGCAGCGGUCGGUGCUAGUACCAACGAUCCGAGCAUGUCGAGCGGAGAGAAUUGAGGUCGAAGCUGUGGGUUCGCUGGGAGUAGCGGAAGGCCGCGAGCAGGCUGGUCUCGUCUGGCAGCACCUGUUCGUGGACCGCUCUCCUGUGUCGGAGGCUUGCCGUGGAGUACUGACGACGCUGCACUUGUUGGGUCUGGACCACCUUGUGGCGAGACGCGACCUGUCUGCUAUCCAGGAAUGGUUCAAGCAGCAGGAUGCCGAGGAGUUCGUGGACACGGUGUUCCGCCUAGCUGGUCUCAAGUACGCAGUGAUGACUAACAUCCCGUUUGAACCGGAGGAGGCCCGACACUGGCUGGUUAAUCCAGCCACAACCACGCCGCCGCCUGCAUGGUCGCGCAAAUACUUCCGUUCGGCUCUGCGGGUAGACCAGGUCCUGCUUGGCGAUUGGGCGUCCAUCAGCCCGACGCUGGACGUGUUCAAGCAACCGCAUACGCUCGCGGGUGUGCGUUUGCUUCUGGAGAAGUGGAUCGACAUUAUAAAGCCCGAGUACUUCAUGGCUAGCGUGCCCAUUUCCUUCGAGUACCCGGAGGAGAGUCCGUCUGCUUCUGCUGGUACAAAUGAGCUGCCUGAUGGUGCGGAAUUGCUGCUCCAAGUGCUGCUGCCGCUGGCUGAAGAGAAGAAGCUGCCGAUUGCGCUAAAGUUUGACAGCGUGCGCCCGAUCAAUGCUCGCUAUGGUGUGGCCGGCGACGGCGUGAAGCCGAGCAAUGUGGACAUUUUGAUCAAGUUGUGCCGUAACUUCCCCAAGGUAAAGUUUCUGGCCACGUUUCUCUCGCGCGUGAACCAGCACGAAGUGACCGUGGCGGCCAACAAGUUCCGGAACCUGCAUCUGUAUGGCUGCUGGUGGUACUGCAACAACCCGUCGAUCAUUGAAGAGCUCACGCGGAUGCGUAUCGAGAUCCUGGGCACGGCGUUCACGAGCCAGCACUCGGACGCGCGUGUGCUGGACCAGCUCAUUUACAAGUGGAGCCACUCGCGCGAUGUGAUCGGCAAAGUGCUCGUGGACAUGUACGAGAGGCUCUUUGCCACGGGCUGGAAGAUGUCCAGCGCGACGUGCAGAGGUUGUUUGGCCAGAGCUACGAGGCGUUCAUGGCAAAGAGACUGUUUGUAA
Molecule: messenger RNA, 1167 nt
Organism: Hyaloperonospora brassicae
Lineage: Eukaryota; Oomycota; Peronosporomycetes; Peronosporales; Peronosporaceae
Source: the annotation of a GenBank genome assembly